Messenger RNA from Chaetomium strumarium, 639 nucleotides. RefSeq names its product NUDIX hydrolase domain-like protein. The coding region runs from base 1 to 639 and encodes 212 amino acids. Gene Ontology annotation, cellular component: nucleus. The record is from RefSeq and is a predicted model, not a curated record. Lineage: Eukaryota; Fungi; Ascomycota; Sordariomycetes; Sordariales; Chaetomiaceae. The transcript has a single exon. Gene Ontology annotation, biological process: ribose phosphate metabolic process; nucleoside phosphate metabolic process. Gene Ontology annotation, molecular function: ADP-ribose diphosphatase activity.
AUGGCUUCCCACAAAACCCAAGAACCCGUCAUCACCUCCGUCACGGACCUCCCCACGUCCGAAGCGAAAUGGGUCACCCUCAAGAAAGUCUCUUACCUCGAUCAGACGGGUAAAGCCCGGACAUGGGAGGUCGCCUCGCGCAAGACGCGCGCCGCCUCAGCGGGCGUGGACGCCGUGGCCAUGGGCAACAUCCUCCUGCACCCGGCGCGCCCCCCCGCCACGGUGGUGGUCAUCCAGUACCGCCCGCCGCUGGAUGCCUAUACGGUCGAGUGGCCCGCGGGGCUGAUCGACGAAGGCGAGACGGCGGAGCAAGCGGCGGUGAGGGAAUUCAAGGAGGAGACGGGCUACGCGUGCGAGGUAGUCAGUGUGAGCCCCGUGCAGGCCGCGGAUCCGGGGUUGAGCAGCGCGAAUAUGCAGCUGGUCAUGGUGGAGGUCAAGCUCGGGGAGGACGAGGAGCUGCCGGCGCAGCGGCUCGACGACGGAGAGCAUAUUCAGCGCGUCGUGGUGCCGUUGGCGGAGCUGUAUGAGAGGCUGGUGGAGUGGAGUAACCAGGAGAGGAUGAUAGUCGCCGCGAAGUUGUUUCAUUUCGCCGCGGGGAUGGAGUUUGCGAGGACCAAGGGGAAAGAGUAUGGACUGUGA